AUGAUCUCAUCGCGGGGUCGUGCGGUAGCUCAACCGCAGGAGUCAGUCGACCGUUCGCCAUUGGCGACAUUCUUGUUGUCCGGUAGCCGCGAGCAGCACCUCGUCUUCACGGAAUUGGACGGAGCUGGUCCACACUUGGCACAUCUCACCCCCACCGUGCACUUUUCGAUUACCGCUGGGCACAGCCUGGAGAGGGCGGGGGGUCCAAUGCAGGUGAGAAAAGACGGGCGCGUCUACGUCGCAGUGAAGUGUCCCAGUAUCAGCGAGCUCUGGCCGGAGAUCUACAACAAUAGAUCCAUCCGAGUCGUGCAGGUGGAUGUCUAUGUUACGGUUUGA
Ectocarpus sp. CCAP 1310/34 is the source of this 336-nucleotide messenger RNA. The record is from the annotation of a GenBank genome assembly. Lineage: Eukaryota; Phaeophyceae; Ectocarpales; Ectocarpaceae.